Molecule: messenger RNA, 2807 nt
Organism: Polychytrium aggregatum
Lineage: Eukaryota; Fungi; Chytridiomycota; Chytridiomycetes; Polychytriales
Exons: 3
Coding region: 100-2652 (850 amino acids)
Source: RefSeq, a predicted model, not a curated record
UGAUCGGCCCAGACAGCAGAGACCUGAAGCAGUGGCGAAUCGACAGAUGCCGGAGGGCAUGGCGGACAUGCCUGCAGGGCCCAGCCAUGCCGGCGCUGCAUGUGUGAUUGGGGGAGGGAACUGGCCGGUCGCUUGCCAAUCAGCCCAUCUCCCCGCUGUCGGCCUCGGGACAGCAUGCAUAUCGGAAAUAUUUGCCCGACAUACCACGAUGCAGCGAUAAUGGCUGGCGAAACCUGCCCAAGCACUGGGGCGAGCAGCAUCGAUUUCCAGCAGCCGCUCUCGACGUUGCUCUCACGACAUUCGUCGCUAGUCCUUUCUCCAACCUGCCGCAUCAAGGCUAACCUAGACCCAGACCCGGACAGCACCCCAAGCUCCAAACAAGCACAAUCCAUCCAGAUAACGAUGAACGGAAUCGUCGACAAGGAGGCAGCGCGCCGGCAGUGGCUUGCAGAUCUAGAACGGCAGUCCAACGAGCAGCGACAGCGAAAACUCGCCGAGAAGCUCGAGCGCCGCAACAUAACCGCAGUGCUGGCUGGCGUCCGGGACAGUGUCUCGCCGCUGGUCGAGGCCCAUAUCCAUGUCGUAUCGAACCCAUCUGCAUCCAGCCCUCCGACAGACUUUUUCUGGAGCAAGCGACGGUGGGGCGGGGGUGGUGAGCCUCGUGCAUAUUCCACCAAUAUCCAGCACGUCUGCAGCCCAAGUGCCGAGCAGCCAAGUGCCGCCGCAGAAGCGCCGCGGCCCAGCAUCAAUGCCAACGAUCGCACCGACCGUGAGAAAACAGCAAACGAGGAUCAAGUCCCGCCCAAAGCAGCAACCGAGGUGCCAGCCCCAUCCCCGCCCGCCAUGCCCCAGCAAAAUGUGUAUGGCCGAAAACGAAGUCUCUUUGCCGGAGAUGACCUUGACCACGAGAAACGGAGGAAGGAAGCGCUCGAGAUCCAGCGAUAUCGCGAGGCGCAGGUGGAAGAAAAGAGGAAGAAGCAAGAAGAAGAGCGACGGAAACUCAAGGAACAAGAGGGCCGGGAGGUGUUUCAAGGGGAAUCAGGACAAAAUCGACCUGAGCUCGGAGCGCAAGCAGGGUCAGAUCAGUCACUCGAGGCGCCUAUGGGCCUGCGAGACCCCGUCGAUACGAGGACGGAGGGGGCAAAGUCGGCCCAGGUUAUCCAAAGCAAAAUUCCAAGACCAGAGGCCAGCGCCGAGUCGAAUCUGUCGUGCCGCCCCCUCAGGGACCCUGUUGAGCCUUCCGAGACACCUCCAAAGUCGCAGGGCUCGCUUCCCGCCCCAAAGGGACCAAGUACGGCGGAUCACCAGAGCCACCACAACUCCCUGGAUGGACAUGGUCACGCCAGUGCCAAGGACGAUCAAAAACAAGGUAAAAGGAAAAAGCCAAAACAGGGGCUCUGCGUCACUCGGCCUGGUAUCAGUGGCGCAAAGCAUCACCAGAGCGGGACCAGAAAAGGGCAAACUGGUGCAAGCUCCGGCCCGUCAAGCCGUUCGACUGUCCGCACAAUAAAGGACAAAGUAACUCCGGAUCGACCUCAAGCGAGGCCGAGCCAGGCCGCAAACAGCAACGAUACUACUCCAUCUCAACAACACAGUGCCCACGAAGCACUUUCCCUUGUCCAGAAGCGCCAUCAGAACACAGAAAGCAAGAUCCGGUUGCAUGGUAUCCAAAAUCAAGACCACAGCGACGCACUGGAUGAUGCUCCUAACGAAAGCGUCCACAAGACACAAACACCAACGAAAGUGAAACGAGCACUCAGCCAGAUUCCAAAGUUGCGAACAUUUAAGCCGGUGCCAGGCACAGCUGGCCGCACAAGCAACGAGAGAAGCAGCGGGAAUCCUGAGCGCACCUCCAUCCAGGUCGUUGAAAUGCCACAAGCGCCGCCAAGCCAGCAUACAAGUGACCUGGGGCACGACAGCGACGAAAACGCCCAUGAAUCAAUCGAACACAGUGGCCCGACGACUCGGGUAUCAGAUGCCGCCUCUCAAAGCGCACAGGCAUUUACAAAGAACAAAAAGCCUCUUCAGCCCAUCGAACCACGCUCAGAGAGAUCGCCGCCGCUGGAAAGCCGCCUCCUGGCGGGUUCGUGCGGCAACACAUCACACGAAGCGAUUGCUCAGCGAGAUCUGGAUAGCAACGAUCCGAUGCAAUCCACUCCCAUCGAGCCUCUUCCCCGCAUAUGCGCCGAUGCAGAAGUGCCGAGCGCUCAUCACACAUUGCGCUCUGCCGAUCCUUCGGAGUUGCUCGAGUGUGGCACUGGAUCUAGCACCGGGAUCGAUCAUCGCCCCGAAAUGGCCGUUGGUGAACAACAUGGAGCGUGCUCCCGGAGGCGACAAAGACACAAACGCACACCGAUGGCAUUGCCUCCAAAUCCUCCUUACUCCGGCGAAGGGACUUGCGGCGGGCCCAUCCCCAGCCAGCCGGCUCCAGACAUCCCAUCCUGGCCACACGGAUAUGCCGACUCGCUGCCCAGCCCUGAGCUCAUGAAAGAAUCAUAUCAGGACCUCUACGAUGGAUCACAAAGACUCGCAUCGCAGAACACAAGUCCGACGCAUCCAACCUCGCACAUGGACGAAAAGCAGGUACUCCUGACGGCGCUGUUGAGCUUUGGACAGAGACUCAAGAGGGAGGACCAUCGGCUCUACGAAUGAGCAGAUACACAUGUGGAAUGUACCGGAUGUAUAGAGGCGCAGAUGUGUGCAUGGCGGCUGCAUGCGAUUCGUUACAAGCAGCCACCUGAGAUCGAGUUGGCGCUGCAACAUCAAGCUUGCCCAAUGCAUUGAAAUAUACAUUGAUCAAACUCUCC